Messenger RNA from Suncus etruscus (white-toothed pygmy shrew), 3218 nucleotides. RefSeq names its product round spermatid basic protein 1 like (gene RSBN1L). Bases 1 to 2487 code for a protein of 828 amino acids. Gene Ontology annotation, cellular component: nucleus. NCBI's taxonomy places the organism in Eukaryota, Metazoa, Chordata, Mammalia, Eulipotyphla, Soricidae. The record is from RefSeq and is a predicted model, not a curated record. The transcript has 8 exons.
AUGGCGGCGCCGCCGAGCCCCGUGCACGGCGCCGUCACCGCCGCCGUCUCGGAGAAGGACGCCCUGGGCCGGACGCAGCCUCCCGCCCGGGACCCGCCGGGCCCCCUGUCGGCCAAGAAGGUGCGGACGGAGGAGCGGAAGCUGCCGCGGAGGCUCAACGGCGAGGGCGGCAGCGGCGGGAACGGGAACGGGAACGGCCGGCAGCGGCUGCAGCCGCCCGCGGCCCCGAAGCCUCCGGGCUACGGCGGCGGCCCCGCGCCCUGGGGCUUCCCGCCGCCCGCCAGCCCCGGGGCUCCGGCUCCCGCGCCCGCGCCGCUCGCCGCCGCCUCGCCCCAGCCGCCGCCGCCGCCGCCCACGCCGCUGCACGCGCCGCCGCCCGCCGCCGCCUCGCCUCGCAGACCCAAGGACAAGCGCGACAAGGAGCGGCGCCGCCACGGCCUCGGCGGCCCGGGGGAAGCCGCGGCCGCCCGCGAGGAGAACGGGGACGCCAAGGCUCCGCCGCGAGAUAAAAUCAAAGAUAAAAUUAAAGAAAGAGAUAAAGAAAAAGAGAGAGAAAAAAAGAAGCAUAAAGUAAUGAAUGAGAUCAAGAAAGAGAAUGGGGAAGUAAAGAUUUUGCUGAAAAGUGGGAAGGAGAGACCAAAAACAAGCACAGAAGACUUACAAAUUAAAAAGGUAAAGAAGAAAAAGAAAAAGAAACAUAAAGAGAAUGAAAAACGGAAGCGUCCCAAAAUGUAUAGCAAAUCUAUUCAAACCAUCUGCUCAGGAUUGUUAUCUGAUGUUGAAGAUCAAGAGGCCAAAGACAUCCUAAAUGAUAACAUACAGGAUUACAUUGGAAAGAAUGUGGAUAAUAAGAACUAUGAUUCCAAACUUCCUGAGAACAGUGAUUUUCCAUUUGUCUCAUUAAAGGAGCCACGGGUUCAGAAUAACCUCAAAAGGUUGGACACUUUGAAGUUCAAACAGCUCAUUCACAUUGAGCAUCAGCCUAAUGGAGGUGCAUCAGUUAUCCACGCCUACAGCACUGAACUCUCCAGUCUGUCUCCUGUGGAGAUGGAGAGGUUUGCAGAAGAGUUUGUGGGUCUAGUGUUCAGUGAGAAUGAAAACUCUGCAGCUUUCUAUGUAAUGGGUAUUGUUCAUGGGGCAGCUACUUACUUACCUGACUUUUUAGACUACUUUUCAUUUAAUUUUCCCAAUUCACCAGUGAAAAUGGAGAUACUGGGAAAGAAGGAUAUAGAAACUACAACUAUGUCCAAUUUUCAUGCUCAGGUAAAAAGAACAUAUUCUCAUGGUACUUACAGAGCUGGCCCAAUGCGACAGAUCAGCUUGGUGGGAGCAGUUGAUGAAGAAGUGGGAGAUUACUUCCCUGAGUUCCUUGACAUGUUGGAAGAUUCACCAUUUUUAAAAUGUACACUGCCAUGGGGGACACUGUCUAGUCUAAAAUUAGAAUGUCGAAAAGAUAGUGAUGAUGGUCCCAUUAUGUGGGUACGACCUGGAGAACAAAUGAUCCCUGUGGCUGAUAUGCCAAAGUCACCUUUCAAAAGGAAAAGAACUACCAAUGAAAUAAAAAACCUGCAAUACCUACCUCGAACUAGUGAGCCUCGUGAGAUGCUAUUUGAAGACAGGACAAGAGCUCAUGCAGACCACAUAGGACAAGGUUUUGAACGACAGACGACAGCUGCUGUUGGAGUACUAAAAGCUGUACACUGUGGAGAGUGGCCUGAACAACCUCGAAUAACCAAAGAUGUAAUUUGCUUCCAUGCUGAAGAUUUCUUAGAAGUAGUUCAGCGAUUGCAGUUAGAUUUACAUGAACCACCACUGUCCCAGUGUGUCCAGUGGGUUGAUGAUGCAAAACUUAAUCAAUUGAGGAGAGAAGGCAUUCGCUAUGCCAGGAUUCAGCUAUAUGAUAAUGACAUUUAUUUUAUUCCAAGGAAUGUUGUUCAUCAGUUCAAGACAGUCUCAGCUGUAUGCAGUUUAGCAUGGCACGUUCGACUCAAGUUGUAUCACUCAGAGGAGGACACUGCUCAGAAUACAGCUGCUCAUGAAACAAGUACAUUAUCAGAUUCCUCAUCUUCACUUCUUGGACCUCAAGUUGAUAGCAGGGCUGGACCUCAAGUUGAUAGUAGGGCUUGUACUGUAAGGAAAACAUCCCUGGAUUCUGUUUUGUCAGAUAAGCUUCACUCUACAUAUGAAUUACAGCAGAUUAAACAUGAACCUAGUUCAUCUGUAAGAAUCAAGGAAGAACCUAUGAAUGUUUGUGUUUCUGAAAAGACUAGAGCACCGAAUAAUAUGGAUGGCAAGAAUGUUAAAGCAAAAUUGGAUCAUGUUCAAUUUACAGAAUUUAAGAUGGACAUAAACUCUAAAUUUGAAAACAGUAACAAAGAUUUAAAGGACAAAUUAUAUCCUGGAAGUCUCAUAAAUCUAGUUGACACAAGGCAACAUAAUUCAGCACAUUCAAGUCAAGAUAGAAAAGAUGAUGACGUUUUGUGUUAAGUUUGUACAUACCAUCUAAAACUCCUUUUUUUUUUUAAAAAAAAACUGAAUAAUGUAAUAAAGAUUCAUGAAUUCUUAAAGCAAGUCAAGGACUUGCUCCCAAAUCCUGUUGCAAAAUAUAGUUUAUGUAGCUUUGUAACAUUCCUCAGUGCCUGUCCAUAACUGUGAAUUAUCAAAGCACUUAGGGCCAGAUGCACUGUAAACACUUGCAGGUCUAAAAGUUCUUAAAAAAUUAUUUGAGUUGGAGUUCUAAGAUUUAGAACAGAGCUGACAUUAUCAUAUGUGUUUGUAUAUACAUGAAUGUAUAUGCACACAUGUACAUAUACAGACACACACUUUUUUUAAUAACAUGAGCCAGAAUUCUUUUCAACAAUUUACAGAUUUUUUCCAUAGAGCUUGUUUAUACCAUUUCUCCCUUCUGCCCACCACCCCUUUUUAACUAUAUCAGCAUAGUAGUGUAAAUAUCUCUAAAAAUCUUUAAGUGUGAUUUAUACUGAAAUAUGAGCCAUUUAAUAAAGGUUCAUAUAGUAAAUACAUUUUCUGUUGAGAUGGAAAAAUUGACAAUUCAGUUAAAGCAUUUGAUCUAUUAUGUUUUCUGGUAUAUCCAUUUAGGGUGGUAAUGGAGUACAAAUGUCUAUUUUUCAAACUGUCAGUACUUAAAUUCCCCAUACUGCAAAUUUUUUGAAGAUUGUUAUGAAGGUAGUUUGUGUGUGUGUGUGUGUGUGUGUGUG